GCUUCAUCCACCUCGUUCAACUCUGUAGCCAUGGAGGCUGCUCCCCUGACUUUGGCCCAUACACACGCUCGCAAUGCCGUUCUAGAAACCCGCAAGUCCAAUCCAGUCGCAGCGAGUGAGGAGCAUGACCUGGCCGCAGGAGAAUUUGCAACGAUUGCUGAAAGUAGUACGGAUCGUGAGGCCUUGCGUACACUUCAGCUACUCGAGCACCAUCACAAGAAGCUUGCUCAGAUUCUCCGCUUUCAACAUGAACACCCUCCUUCUACUUCAGUCACGCCGGCCACUGCUGCUGCGGUGGCCGCUCAAGGACUACCCACGGAAUCAGGAGCAUCAAAGGCAUUCUCGCCGAUAUCAGAUACCCAGCAACAGCCUCCGAAGCUAUCGGGAAAUCCACGCUUGCCCACCAGAGAAACAUCCUCGAUAGCGAGUAAUCUCGCUUCCGCACGAGGGAUUCCUGCCCAGCCACGCCGCGCGUCUCCCGCAUCGCCUACGCUCUCCUCGCAGCAGGCGGGGGCGCGGAUGACAGACAGCCCCGGGAGAAUCAGGACAACUGAGGCUAGACUCCGGGGAACCCAAACUCCGGGAGAAAGAGAGCGUGGAAACCGUGCAUCUGCCCAGAAACAGUCCUGGUCUCUCCCAGCUGAAAGCCCCACUGACAUCACCUCCCAGCAGUUCGUGCCCGCGAACCCAGGCGAGACCGCACAUCAACCGCGCGGAGAACCUGCCGCUGAUGAGGGCUUCCAACGGUUCUAUUCGACUUUCGAGGGGCUUAUUUCCCGGAUAUCUGCUCCGUUGGCAUUUGCAGGGCUCCCUCUUGGAUCCGAUGGCCCCCAAGCGGGCGCCACAACUCGCAAGUCAUCUGCGGAUACGAAAGUCGACCGGUAUUCUGCUGUUUCCGAUCGCUCCAUGUCCUCUGCCGAGCCCGAUAUCGACAGAAUCUUCUCGCGGGCCGCUCUCCGGGCAAUCCGAGACUCCACGGGCGGAUCUGGUGGAAUGGGAACCGGCGGUGCCGCGGAAUCAUUCUACAUCGUGCCCACCACAGGCGGGACUGUCUCGUACGCAGGCAUCCUCACCCGAGCAGAGAAGGAAGCCCGUCGAAACAGCCUUGAUGACGGUGACGAGGACUUUGUCGACGCCCGGGAGACUCCAUCCUCCCCAGAGAUGCUCCAAAGUCUCACCGCGAGCAAAGGCAAAAUAGGUCGCGGUGGGGACAAGCUCACUGGCAUCCAAUCGCCCAAAACAAUGGAAGAGCUCCAGAUGGAGAACCAAGCCCUCAGACACCUAUCCGAUACCCUCUCAAAACGGCUGCACAUGUGGGAAGUCAAUGCACAGUCGUCGUCGAUGGCGCUGCAACAAUCACUGAGAGCCAUGCACCACCAGAACGCGCCCUCCGCAGACCCUGGUCCGCAUUUGUUUCCACCCGCCGUUUCUCCACUUGCGCCAGUGCUCUCGGGUCUGUCCAUCGAACAGGACCAACGGAUCAAAGAGCUCGAGGAGCUGGUCCGCCUUGGCGAAAGGGAACUUGACAAAGUCGGCCGGGAGAAUGAAAAGCUCCGAAAUGUGCUUGGUCGAUACCGAGAACGGUGGGAGAAGCUGAAAGAAGGCGCCAAAACAAGACGCGAGAGUAAAUCUGGUGGAGAAGGCAGCGUGCGCAAUGGAGGUGCUGCUGCGGCUGCGGCGGUUCAUACGAAUCAUCCCGGGGCAGACACAGAGGACACCACAUCCAAUGAACCGGACGUUUGAAAGCUGGCGACGCCUAAGAUGGGUUUAUGUUGAAUAUCUUACUACAAAAGCAAAAAAAAAAAGCGUUAUAGCCUUUAUUUACACACACACGCACAUGUAUUGUAUUAUCCUGCAGAUUCUGAUUGAUAUUGAUUUGAUAUAUAAUGAAUUAAUCCUCACACGAGCCCCAAGCAUGUCGUGAUGCAU
Aspergillus ochraceoroseus IBT 24754 is the source of this 1929-nucleotide messenger RNA. RefSeq lists its product as uncharacterized. The record is from RefSeq and is a predicted model, not a curated record. Bases 31 to 1743 code for a protein of 570 amino acids. NCBI's taxonomy places the organism in Eukaryota, Fungi, Ascomycota, Eurotiomycetes, Eurotiales, Aspergillaceae. The transcript is spliced from 3 exons.